AUGGCAGCAAUUAUCCCCUGCCACUACUGCGCUUCCCUCAGUCCCAAAUGGAUCAAUUCCAACAGCACAAACUCUAGGCGUUUAUCCUACCGACUUCGAGGAUUCCAAGGUUUCAAUGCUCGUUGCUCUUACCAACCACCCCAUCAUUCUGAAUUUCAGAACAACCAUAAUGGGAAGCCAUUUUCCUUCAAGCAGUGUGCGAUAUCUAUAGCAUUGGCGGUUGGGUUAAUAACAGGAGUUCCUACAUUGGGGUGGCCCACCAAUGCUCAAGCAGCUAAUCCUGUGUUAUCUGAUCUAUCUGUUUUGAUAUCUGGACCACCAAUUAAGGACCCUGGAGCGUUGUUGAGAUAUGCUCUUCCUAUUGACAAUAAGGCCAUUAGAGAAGUACAAAAGCCACUUGAAGAUAUCACAGAGAGUCUCAAGAUUGCUGGAGUCAAGGCACUUGACUCUGUGGAAAGAAAUGUGAGGCAGGCAUCUCGAGCUCUCAAGCAAGGGAAGACUCUAAUUGUAUCAGGUUUAGCGGAGUCAAAGAAAGAACAUGGAGUUGAACUGCUUAGUAAGCUGGAAGCUGGUAUAGAUGAGCUUGAAUUGAUAAUACAGGAUAGAAAUCGAGAUGCAGUGGCACCAAAACAGAAAGAGCUUCUUCAAUAUGUUGGAGGUGUUGAAGAAGACAUGGUUGAUGGCUUCCCAUAUGAAGUGCCUGAGGAAUACCAAAAUAUGCCUUUAUUGAAGGGGAGAGCAGCAGUGGAUAUGAAGGUCAAGGUUAAAGACAAUCCAAAUCUGGAAGAAUGUGUUUUCCACAUUGUUCUUGAUGGUUACAAUGCCCCUGUAACAGCUGGAAAUUUCGUUGACUUGGUUCAAAGGCACUUCUAUGAUGGCAUGGAAAUCCAGAGAGCGGAUGGGUUUGUUGUCCAAACUGGUGAUCCUGAAGGGCCUGCUGAGGGUUUCAUUGAUCCAAGUACAGAGAAAACCAGGACAAUACCAUUAGAGCUUAUGGUUGAUGGAGAAAAGGCACCUGUUUAUGGGGCAACUUUAGAGGAGCUUGGUCUAUACAAGGCUCAAACAAAGCUUCCAUUUAAUGCUUUCGGUACAAUGGCAAUGGCAAGAGAGGAAUUUGAGAACAACUCUGCCUCUAGCCAGAUAUUUUGGCUAUUGAAAGAAAGUGAGCUAACUCCUAGUAAUGCCAAUAUAUUGGAUGGUCGAUAUGCAGUCUUUGGCUAUGUAACAGAAAAUGAGGAUUACUUGGCAGACCUCAAAGUUGGUGAUGUCAUAGAAUCUAUUCAAGUAGUUUCUGGACUGGAUAAUUUGGUGAAUCCAAGCUACAAGAUUGCUGGCUAG
This is a messenger RNA of Sphenostylis stenocarpa, 1338 nucleotides long. NCBI's taxonomy places the organism in Eukaryota, Viridiplantae, Streptophyta, Magnoliopsida, Fabales, Fabaceae. The record is from the annotation of a GenBank genome assembly.